Lagenorhynchus albirostris (white-beaked dolphin) is the source of this 1392-nucleotide messenger RNA. Its product is annotated as basic salivary proline-rich protein 1-like. Lineage: Eukaryota; Metazoa; Chordata; Mammalia; Artiodactyla; Delphinidae. The record is from RefSeq and is a predicted model, not a curated record. Bases 1 to 1392 code for a protein of 463 amino acids. The transcript is spliced from 5 exons.
AUGAGGCGGCGAAAGUCUGUCGAACUGCCGCCGUGGGGCCGGGGUCCUGGGCGGCCCCCGGGCGUCGCGGCCGGCGGCGGGCGGCGGCCUCGGCAUUGCGGCGGCGCGGGCGGCCGCUGUCCUCGCACGACCCCGGCCCGUCCAGAGCGCGCCCCGCUCCGACCCUCGAGGAGGAGGGAGGGGAGCGCGGUUCGGGCGCCCGAGCAAGGUAAGCACCCCUGGGGGACCCUCAGCCCUCGACCGCGCGCCCCGGCCGGCUUUCCGCCGCUCUGGGCUGGCGAGACGACGGGAGGCCGCAGGCCGGCCCCACCGCCCCGGCCUGGUGUUCCCCGCGCGCCUGGGGCCCGACGCCGGAGCCUGGGCCCCCGGAGACCCGCCACCGCGGCGCCCGGCCUGGGCCUGGCCCCGGGACCCUCGGGGGCUCACUCCGGGCCCGGGAGGCCACACGGAGCCCAAGAGAGCACCGGUGACCUGCCCAGGCCGCCCAUGGCGGGGGUCACCCUCCCUCCGAACCACUCCGUGGGCAGGGCCUUACCAGGGUCCCGGCCGGGCGCUCGGCGUCGGCGGGCAGGCGACGCGUCCCGGGCGCCCUCCGAGAGCCCCCCGCCGCCCCCUCAAGCGGUCCCCGUGCGCAGGCGCGGGCCGGAGGAGGCCAGGCCUUUCAGCCUUGGGGGCGCGGGCUCCGGCCCGGACCUGGGUCGCUGCCCUGCCCGGCCACCCGGAAAGGAGAAUGCUAGCAAACCCGAAGGCCGCGCCGUGCCCAGGCCGCGGGACAGCAGCAGUGCGCCCAGGGGCUGCGGGCCGAGCCGGCCUCCGGGCAAGGACGAGGUCGUCGGGCUCCCUCGCCGCGCCGCCUCCGAGAACCAGGACCCGCGCCCGGGCAGCUGCCCCGCCGUGCCCCUGCAGUCAAACAUCAACACCCUGAGUGCUCAGACCCCGCACAGUGGUGCUGCCACCUUGCUGGGCCAGCCGCACCGGCACGCGGGCAGGGCCUCGGGACGGAAACCCUCCAGCGUGUCCUGGCUCCUGUGCUGUGCCCGGCGCUGGCGUUCUUGUUCAGAGAACAAAGGCCCGGAGGCCCCUGCAGAACAGAGAAAGGCUGAAAGCAGUGGCUUUCAAAGCUUGCUGACCGUGGCCAGGGCUGUGGGCUACGCUGCCCUGGGCUGCAGACUGGAGGCUGGGGCCCCAGAGGGGAAUCCAGCGCGGCCCCUGGCCUUGCUUGCAAAGCCUCCACCUGGAGCAGGAGACAGUCCUGGCAAAAGACGGCAGCGAUCUUGCAGUAUAACCGAAUGGGCCGUGCGCUGUGCUGGGGAGGGAAUCAGAGAAGGCUUCCUGGAGGAGGCGACUCCCGAGGACCAAGUAGAAAUUAACCAGAAAACAAAUGGGGGAUGA